Messenger RNA from Rhinolophus ferrumequinum (greater horseshoe bat), 8072 nucleotides. It is a transcript of the gene NRK, whose product is annotated as Nik related kinase. Gene Ontology annotation, molecular function: ATP binding; protein kinase activity. Gene Ontology annotation, biological process: protein phosphorylation. Bases 291 to 5036 code for a protein of 1581 amino acids. The record is from RefSeq and is a predicted model, not a curated record. NCBI's taxonomy places the organism in Eukaryota, Metazoa, Chordata, Mammalia, Chiroptera, Rhinolophidae. The transcript has 29 exons.
UCGCCAGUGGAGCACCCCUCUAGCUUCUUGGUCUCCAAGACGGAAGCUCAGGCUCUUCUCUUGCAUUAGCCAAACUUGCUUUCCCGCCUCGAAAACUCAGGCUUCCCUUUACUCCUAGCUCUUUUCCCACUUUCCCCUCUUCUGUCUCCCACGCCACAAACCCCGGUCCCCCAUUCCUUUUCCCCGCCCUCUUCCUUCUCCUCUCCCCCCCUUCAACUUCUUGUCCGCUUCCACCUCAGACACCUAGAGCGUGCCUAACUCAUACGCCUGCUCCUGUUCCGCUCGAAGUCAUGGCGGGACCUGGGGGUUGGAGGGACAAGGAGGUCACGGAUCUGGGCCACUUGCCGGAUCCAACUGGAAUAUUCUCACUGGACAAAACCAUUGGCCUUGGUACUUAUGGAAGAAUCUAUUUGGGACUCCAUGAAAAGACGGGUGCAUUUACAGCUGUUAAAGUGAUGAAUGCUCGUAAGACCGCUUUACCUGAAAUAGGAAGGCGAGUGAGAGUGAAUAAAUAUCAAAAGUCUGUGGGAUGGAGAUACAGCGAUGAGGAAGAAGAUCUCAGGACUGAACUCAACCUUUUGAAGAAGUACUCUUUCCACAAAAACAUUGUGUCUUUCUAUGGUGCAUUUUUCAAGCUGAGUCCCCCUGGCCAGAGGCACCAACUUUGGAUGGUCAUGGAGUUGUGUGCAGCAGGCUCAGUCACCGAUGUAGUGAGAAUGACCAGAAAUCAGAGUUUGAAAGAAGAUUGGAUUGCUUAUAUCUGCCGAGAAAUCCUUCAGGGCUUAGCUCAUCUUCAUGCACACCGCGUAAUUCACCGGGAUAUCAAAGGUCAGAAUGUGCUGUUGACUCAUAAUGCUGAGGUAAAACUAGUGGAUUUUGGAGUGAGUGCCCAGGUGAGCAGAACUAAUGGGAGGAGAAAUAGCUUCAUCGGGACACCAUACUGGAUGGCACCUGAGGUGAUUGACUGUGACGAGGACCCAAGACGCUCUUAUGAUUACAGAAGUGAUGUGUGGUCCGUGGGAAUCACUGCUAUUGAAAUGGCUGAAGGGGCUCCUCCACUGUGUAACCUUCAGCCCUUGGAAGCCCUCUUCGUUAUUUUGCGGGAAUCUGCUCCCAAAGUCAAAUCCAGUGGAUGGUCCCGCAAGUUCCACAAUUUCAUGGAAAAGUGCAUGAUAAAAAAUUUCCUAUUUCGUCCUACUUCUGCAAACAUGCUUCAUCACCCAUUUGUUAGGAAUAUAAAAAAUGAAGGACAUGUUGUUGAGUCACUAAAGAAGCAUCUUACUGGAAUCAUUAAAAAGAGACAGAAAAAAGGAAUACCUCUGAUCUUUGAAAGAGAAGAAGCUAUUAAGGAGCAGUACACCAUGCGAAGAUUCAGAGGACCUUCUUGUACUCAUGAGCUUCUGAGACUGCCAACUAGCAGUAGAUGUCGACCACUUAGAGUCCUACAUGGAGAACCCUCUCAGCCAAGGUGGUUACCUGAUCGAGAAGAGCCACAGGUCCAGGCACUUCAGCAUCUGCAGGGAGCAGCCAGGGUGUUCAUGCCACUACAGGCUCAGGACAACGCACCUAGGUGUCUAAACGGGCAAACCCAGGCAUCUCAGCGACUACAAGGGGCAGCUCGGGUGUUCAUGCCACUACAGGCUCAGGUUAAGGCUAAGACAUCUAGGCCCCUACAGAUGACAAUUAAGGCACCUCCACGACUACGGAGGGCAGCCUGGAUGCUCAUGCCACUACAGGCUCAGGUUAAGGCACCAAGGCCUCUACAGCUACAGGCCCAGGUACCCAAAAAGCAGCAGGCUCAGGCCCAGGCAUCAGAAGAGCCUCAGGAUCUGGACCAGGUACCAGAGGAAUUUCAGGGGCAAGAUCAGGUACCUGAACAACAAAGGCAAGGCCAGGCCCCUGAACAACAGCAGUGGCAGAACCAGGUACCUGAACAGCAUCUGGAGCAGAACCUAGUACCUGAACAGCCAAACAUACAGGAACAGGCUGCUGAGCCCACACAGGCAGAGACUGAGGCAGAGGAACCUGAGUCAUUACGAGUACAUGCGCAGGUGUUCCUGCCCCUACUGUCACAGAACCACCACGUGCUGUUGCCACUACAUUUAGAUACUCAGGUACUCAUUCCAGUAGAGGGGCAAACCAAAGGGUCACCCCAGGCACAGGCCUGCACACUAGAGCCCCCACAGGCAGUUGACUCAGUUCAAGCACUGAUAGAGGGGCUAUCAAGAGACUUACUUCGAGCACCAAACUCACAUAACUCAAAGCCACUUGGUCCACUGCAAACCCUGAUGGAAAACCUGUCAUCAAACAUGUUUUACUCUCAACCAGAACAGGCUCAGAAGAAAAAAUCAAAGGUUUAUAGUCUAAGGCAGGCACUGGCAAAACGAUUAUCACCAAAGAGGUUCCGGACAAAGUUAUCACGGAGACCUGAAGAGUUUGAGCUCUCAGAUUUAGGAGCCCACAGGCGAAGGCGCCAACACAGAUGGGAGGAUAUCUUUAAUCAACAUGAGGAAGACUUGAAACAAGUUGCAAAUGACAAAGAAGAUGAAUCAUCAGACAAUGAUGAAGUAUUUCAUUCAAUUCAGGCUGAAGUCCAAAUAGAACCAUUGCAGCCAUACUUCCCAAAUCCUAAAGGAAAUGAGGUCCAAGAAAGAUCUACUUCUCUGUCUUACAACCAGGAUCGUGCACACCACGUCAAGUUCUCUUCAAGUGUUCCUCAGCGGUCUCCUUUGGAACAAGCUCAGAAGCCUACUGACACCAGACAAAAGAGUUCGCAAAAUCCUCAGAAUUGUUCAGCAACAUCAGAAUCUUCUGAGGAAGAGAGCCCUGUAAUUGGGAGAAGGUCCCAGUCAUCACCGCCUUAUUCUACUAUUGAUCAGAAGUUGCUGCUUGACGUCCAUGUUCCAGAUGGAUUUAAAGUAGGAAAAAUAUCACCCCCAGUUUACUUGACAAAUGAAUGGGAAGGCUAUAAUGCACUCUCUGAAAUCUUCCGGAAUGAUUGGUUAACUCCCUCAUCUGUCAUUCAGCCUCCUGAAGAAAAUGGUGAUUAUGUUAAAGUCUAUGAUGCUGGUGUUGAUACUGAUGGUGAUGAUGAUGAUUCUGAUGAUGUGUAUGAAGAUAGCUAUGGCCAUGACAAUGGCAGUGAUGCCUUGGAUAUACAAGUUGGUCAGGCUAAUGAUGUUGAUGAAGACCCUAGUGACGAUGGCAAUGAUGAGGCUGUUGAUGACAAAGGCAAUAAUCAUGAUGAUGCUACUAGUUGGCCAAGCUAUGGUAGAGGUGGGAGCUGGAAGAAAAACGGUAGAGAUGAGAGUGAUGGAGGAGAAGGAACCUGCAGCAGCUAUGGAAGCCCGAGAGCCAGGAGAAGCCAUGGAGGAUGCGCAGUCAGUGGUGGCAAUGCAACUGUUGGAGACCAAGAAGGACAUAGAGCCAAUAUAGGAAGCAGAAGAAGAAGCAAAAAGAACGAUGGGGGUAGAGGAGUCAGUGAAACCAAUGAAGAGAGUGAUGCCCUUGAACUCAAUGAAGGAGAAAAUUGCUCAGAGAGAGACGGUCCAGAAUUGGAGAGACCAGCAUCUGAGGACUUCGAACACGAACAAGAGGAGUCACUUGGUAGAAGUGAGGACUCAAAUGUCAUUGCCUCAGGUGCUGCGGGUGCAGCACCUGAUGGUAAGAAUGACAGUAUAGACAUAUCAGAAGCAACAACAGAAUCGGGUUCUUCUGCCAGCCACUCAUCUCCUUCCAGCGUUUCUGGGAGCGCUGCAAAUGCGGACUUUGCUAGUGCCACCUUAUAUGCUGGAUUAGUGGAAGUAACUGAGAAAUCACCUAAGAAACCCUUUGAAGUGAAUAUUAACCCACUGUAUGUCUCUCCUGCAUGUAAAAAACCACUAAUCCACAUGUAUGAAAAGGAAUUCUCUUCUGAGAUACGCUGUGGUUCUUUGUGGGGAGUGAAUUUGCUGUUGGGAACCCGAUCUAAUCUGUAUCUGAUGGACAGAAGCGGAAAGGCAGAUAUUACUAAACUUAUAAAAAGAAGACCAUUCCGUCAGAUUCAAGUUGUAGAGCCACUCAAUUUGCUGAUUACCAUCUCUGGACGUAAGAACAGACUUCGGGUGUAUCAUUUGACCUGGCUGAGGAACAAGAUUUUGAAUGAUGAUCCGGAAAGUAAAAGAAGACAAGAGGAAAUGCUAAAGACAGAGGAAGCCUGCAAAGCUAUUGAUAAGUUGACAGGCUGUGAACACUUCAGUGUUCUCCAACAUGAAGAAACAACAUAUAUUGCAAUUGCUUUGAAAUCAUCAAUUCACCUUUAUGCUUGGGCACCAAAGUCCUUUGAUGAAAGCACUGCUAUUAAAGUAAUAUGCAUUGAUCAAUCAGCAGACUCUGAAGGAGACUACAUGUCCUAUGAAGCCUAUAUACGAAUACUGGCAAAAAUACAGGCAGCUGAUCCAGCGAACCGUUUUAAGAGACCAGAUGAGCUCCUUCAUUUGCUGAAGCUCAAGGUAUUUCCAACACUUGGUCAUAAGCCAGUGACAGUUGACCUGGCUAUUGGUUCUGAAAAAAGACUAAAGAUUUUCUUCAGCUCAGCAGAUGGAUAUCACAUCGUUGAUGCAGAAUCUGAGGUUAUGUCUGAUGUGACCCUGCCAAAUAACCCCCUGGAAAUCAUUAUACCACAGAAUAUCAUCAUUUUACCUGAUUCCUUGGGAAUUGGCAUGAUGCUCACCUUUAAUGCUGAAGACCUGUCUAUGGAAGCAAAUGAACAACUCUUCAAGAAGAUCCUUGAAGUGUGGAAAGACAUACCAUCUUCAGUAGCUUAUGAGUGUACACAGCGAACCACAGGAUGGGGGCAAAAGGCAAUUGAAGUCCGCUCUUUGCAAUCAAGUCUUUUGGAAAGCGAACUGAAGCGCAGGUCAAUUAAGAAGCUGAGAUUUCUGUGUACCCGAGGUGACAAGCUGUUUUUUACCUCUACCCUGCGCAAUCGCCACAGCCGGGUUUACUUUAUGACCCUUGGAAAACUUGAAGAGCUCCAAAGCAAUUAUGGUGUUUAAAAGGUUCCAAUGAUUUAUUACAACAUUUACAAACAUCAUAAAUAAGCAAUUUGCAUCUUAAAUUUUCUGAGAUUAAAUGAGCAUUCAGUUUUAUUAUUAAGGAAAAAUUAAAUCAGAUACUUUACUUUUAAUGUAGCACAGAAUAGUUUUAAUGAGAAAUGCAGCUUUAUAUAUAAAAUUAACUAUAGCAAGCUCUAUGUACUCCAAUGGUGUACAAUGUCUUUUGUACAAACUUUGUAACUUUUGUUACUGUGAAUUCAAACAUUAUUCUUUGGACAGUUUGGACAGUAUCUGUAUUCAGAUUUUAUAACAUGGAGUAAAGAAACCUGUAAUGAGUUAGAUUUUAAGGAGUUUUCAGAAGAAUUGGCAUUGAAUGAGGUUUUUCAGAAAAAAAUUAAAAUAGCAGCAAACCAUAUACGAAUUUGCAAAGUGUAAAGAACCAAAGUUUGUAUUACGAAAUGAAAAUAAUAGGACUAUGCUAUAAACAGGCAUGGUUAUAGCAACCUGCAUGCCUGAACAACCUGCAUGCCUGGAGAAAACCACAGUGAUAAAGGGGAAAAAGCCUUUAAAGUAGUAAAGUAUUUUCUCAUUGCUCCAUGACAGUUAAGCCCACAGUUGGAGACCAGUUGUGUUUUUUCUCACCCCAUGUUAAGCUGGUUUUCUCCCAGUAAGAAGAAAGGAAGAAAACCUCAGAAGCUUUAUUUUCCUCAGAACCCCCAUAUAUGUGCAAUAGCUUUGUGAAAACCACCAAAUAAUACACUUGCAAGCCUGAAUACAAUACUGAACUCCUAUACACAUGUACUGUAGAGUUAGUUUUUUUUUUUUUUUUUUUCUUUAAAUACUUUAAAGUAGGCGUCAAAUUCUACCCCCAAGGACACACUAGUUGAUUUAUCAAAAUUCUUCUUUGGCCAACUGUGUGACCAUCAGACAGCGUUAAAUAUUUUCCCAAUCCCAGAUUAAAUUAUAUAAAAGUUUCCCUAAAAAAAAGUAACAAAUAACUUUGGUGGCUAAAACGUGGGGUUUUUUGUUUUUGUUUUUUUGGUUGUUUGUUUGUUUUUUAUGUUUAUAUUUCUGUAAGAUCGGAAAUUAAGCUAAAAGUUGUAAGUCCACAUGUGGGGACUUAAUAGUACAGGUUAAAAAAAAAUGAAAAGAUUUUGAAAAAAAUACAAUUUGCUCAAAUACCUAAGUCCACAAAUUCAGAGUAGUAAAAAUCAUGCUAGUUUCUCACCCCUAUGUGUUACAGAUGCCAUAUACAAGUGGUGUUUGGUCACCUAUGGUAACUGCUACCUGGUGUAAAGCAUAAUUUCUACAUAUCCAUCCUCAAUAACAUGGUUAGUUCUGGGGCAAUAGAGGCAACAGAACUACCACAAAAUAUACCUCAGUAUAAUUCCUCUAGUUCUGCUUCUAAAAUCUGAAGACAGUGCUGGUGGGAUCAUAAUUUUCAAACUACCUGGUUAACCAAAAUACAAAAGCAGCUGAUUAUAUGUGCUUUCAUGAUAGCACAUUAUUUUCUUGGCACCUUGGUGCCAGGAAUGAUGAUUUGGAUUUUCCUAGCAACUGAUAUCAAGAGUUUAGUAGCUCAGUAAUGAGAAUGUAGGAGAACCUGAAUCCAUGAAUUAAAGAAAUAAAUGUGAUUCACAUUUCUGUUACUGUGACACAAUAAUGUGAUCCUAAAACUGGCUUAUUCUUGAGUGUUUACAAUUCGAAUGACUUUUUAAAUGCAGUAGUUUAAAGAGAAAAAAAAAACUUUUAUGUCAAAUUAUUUCCUUAGAAGUAGUCUUCAUUAUUAUAAAUUUGUACACCAAAAAGGCCUUGGGGAACUUUGUGCAAGUACCUCAUUGCUGAGCAAAUGGAGCUUGCUAUGUUUGAAUUUCAGAAAAUUUUCUCAUUUAAGUAGUAUGUAGAAUAAAGUCUUUUAAGAAUUCAUUUUUCUUCAUAAUAUUUACUCAAAGUUAAGAUUCAAAAAUAAGUUUUAUCUUAAAAUCAUAUUUUAAGGCAAUAAGAGAGUAAUUAGGAAGUCAACUCCCAUUGUGCUUUGUGGCUGUUAUUCUAGUAAACAUAGACAACAGUGAGCUACAUCUACAGAGAUGUCCCAAAGUAAAUAAGUUAGAGAGAUUGCAAAAUGUGUAACUGACCUUUAAAGGACAAGGUAUUAAUAAAGAAAGAAAGCUGGGCCUAUAUUAAGAAGGGACAUUGAAAUGUUGGGUAGUCAAAUAGAAAGCACUGAAAAUAUUUAAAGUGCUUUGUAGGUAAUGAAUAUUUCUUAUUUAGGUAUUGAUCCAUCUAGAAUUUUUAUAUACUUUGCCAGCUGAAACAAGAAAGUGAAGGGAUAAUCAAAUUUCAUAGUUAGUGCACAGUAAUAGAAGAAAAUAUAUCUACACCUCACCUUGCAGCAGCAGCACCUGGAAGCCCCGGCCCACCACAAAAAUGUGGUGGAGGGGUUCUUGACAAGCUAAUUUCCCUAGCCCUAGUUUGAAGCAUUAAAGUUCUGGUAGGUUGUGAAUAGAACUGGGAUAGAGUACAGUUUCAUUUUAGUGUACUUCAGUUUUUUCCACCAAAGUCCUUGUCUAAAAUAAAAGGCAUUGUUGGAAAUAUUUGAAAACGAAAGUGAUGUGUGAAAAGGAGUGUCAAGAAAAGCUCUAAGUGAUUUGGUCUGUUGAAGUAAGGUAAGAUGCUCAGAGGAAACAGUAAGAAAGGAUAAUCAUAAAAACAGUAAAAUAAGCAAAGCAAAAAUCACAAACAUGUGCGUGUGUGCACGCACACACACACAAACACACACCACACAAAUAGGUAAAUUUUAAUAUUUUCAGUGCUACCAGUUUAUAGAUAAAUUUAUCAGUAAGUAUUUUCUGCCAGGACUUAUUUAAUUAACACAGUAUCCAUAAAACUAGGAAUAAUGCCACGUGUAUUCAAUGGGAUCUUUUAUGUAUUCCAAUUCUUUUCAAAAAUGUGCCUAUUUAAAUUGAUUUGUGUUCACACGGUGCUCUUUAAAAAUUAUUGAAAUCAUCUUUGAGACUGCUAAUUGUUUCAUCAGAA